ACAUGUCAGACUCUGUGUUUUUCUACUAAAGAUCAAGUUAUUAUUGUUUUCUCAAUCACAUCAAACACAAAAAAAUAAACUUAUUUCGUUGUUUCAUAAUAAUGAGCAAGUAAAUUCUUAAAAUCAAACUAGCCUUCAGCGAUCCAUUUCAACGCAAUAGGAGCGUGAUAGCAAAGUGUUUUUUGUUUGCUUCAAGCAAAUAAUAAAAAAACAUUUUGGGCCUUGGCCACGGAAUUUCGAACCAAAAAUACUGUGAAAAUGGAAGGUGAACAGUCCAAUCCAGAUCCAAACAUAAUUGAGAUGAACAAUUCGACGAGUGUAUUGCAUAAAAUCGCCAAUAUGUAUGCUGAACAGUUGAUGUCAGAUAUCUGUUUAGUGGUUGGUGACAAUAGGUAUCCGGCACAUCGUGUUAUUUUAUGUGCCAGCAGCGAAGUAUUCCAGGUGAUGCUUAUGAAUCCCGAAUGGAAUGAAUGCCGCGAAAGUGUGAUCGAAUUGAAAGAAGAACCGUGCUGUGUUGAAGUAUUUCCACAAUUUCUAAAGUACUUGUAUGUGGGUCAAAUACGUAUUUCGUUAACGGCCGUUAUGCCAAUGCUGGCACUUGCCGAUAAAUACAACAUCAAAGAUCUCGUACAAUUGUGCGUCGAUUACAUGCUGAAGCAUAUUUCCAAAGCGGCCACCCAAGGCGUGUUGGUUUCAUGGUUGCAUUACACAAUUUCAUUUAGUCCGUAUCAUCAAGAAAUCACCGAUGCCAUACAACACUUUUUGAAAUACAAUUUAGAUAUCAUCGCAGAGGCGCGCGAUUUUGUCGAUUUAGAUAUAAAUAUAUUGAUUGCAUUAUUGCAACAAAAUGAUUUAGUUCUCAAAAAUGAAUAUGAACUAUUUACAUACGCCGAAAAUUGGUUCAAUAUGAAAAAACAACAAAUAGACCAUGAACAAACCACCAGCAGCAUUACAGAUGAAGAAAAAGCACAAAAUCUUCGCGAUAUGUUGCGUUCGAUUUUCAUACACAUACGGUAUCCGAUGAUGAGUCCGCGAGAUUUGGCCAAUUUACUAUUGAAACAGACGAUAAAACAAGAUGCCGAUUUCUUUGUUGAACGAAUUUCAAUCGGCAUGAUUUAUCAUUCGGGCCAAGUUGAAUGUGUGGAAAAAGUACAACGCACUGCGGAAGGUGCCUUACAAUUCACACCACGACUUUACACAUCCGACACAUAUUCGAUUCGCAUCGAUGUUCCAGACUUUGAAAAUGUUGAAAAUUAUAAAAAAUUCGGCGGAUGCUUUUUCUCACUACGAAGUUUGGCCGAACAAGAGAAUCCCGACCAAGAUGAUAUUGAUUUUUAUCAAUGGGACAUAGACUUUUAUCCACGUGGAAUUCGACAUGGCAAAGCCCAGAUAAUCAAUGUUUACAAUUUGCCUGGUUCGCUUGAAAUACCCGAAGUCCUGUUACGCACUGUUCGUUUAAGCGUCACCUGUAAAUCAAAUUUGGAGAUUGAUCAAAAAUUCAUGAUUGGUGUGCUAAUCACUGGCGUUCAAAAUGACAUCAAGCACGUUCGUACGGUUCAUGUGUGUACGUCAUACUUUUCAAAAACAAAUCCAACACUAAAUAUCGACAAUUUACUUCCAUACGGUGAACUGGAGCUGAGCACCAUCAAACUAAGUCCGCAUCUCAUCGGCAAAGAAAGAAAUUUGUUAAAUUUACAAGUCAUUAUUGUUCCAAUGGGCGUGUACACGUGUUACGAUACAAUUCCAUUUGAAUUCAAGUAGUCUGUGUCUUUGAAGCGCACAAUCCUAAUUUUAAUCACCGUCGUUCAUAUAAACGUUCUACCAUUGUAUCCAUCAUAUUGAAUAAUUAUUGUUUUUUUUUUAUUGUUAAUCCCACGAGCCCAAUAUCCUGUCUAAACUAUACAAUGUGUUAUAACAUUUAAUCGGGAUAGGCAAUUACUUAACCACAGGACAAAAGAAAUACAUUUAACCGAAAUUUUAUUUGAGAGGAAUAAAAACAAAUUCAAAUGAAGUCAA
This is a messenger RNA of Contarinia nasturtii (swede midge), 2016 nucleotides long. RefSeq lists its product as uncharacterized. The transcript has 6 exons. Gene Ontology annotation, molecular function: protein binding. Lineage: Eukaryota; Metazoa; Arthropoda; Insecta; Diptera; Cecidomyiidae. The record is from RefSeq and is a predicted model, not a curated record. The coding region runs from base 259 to 1761 and encodes 500 amino acids.